Drosophila persimilis is the source of this 957-nucleotide messenger RNA. RefSeq names its product nucleolin. Bases 112 to 957 code for a protein of 281 amino acids. The record is from RefSeq and is a predicted model, not a curated record. NCBI's taxonomy places the organism in Eukaryota, Metazoa, Arthropoda, Insecta, Diptera, Drosophilidae. The transcript is spliced from 5 exons.
CGCGGCGGUGUGAAAAUUGAACGAAGCUCGAGCCCAGAAUUCACAAUCGAAUCGGAGAUAUACUUCCCCCAUAAAGCCAUAAACAGAUUUGAAAAGAAACCCCAAGACAGAAUGAAGUUCGUUAUAUUGCUGUGCGUGCUGAGUGCGCUGCUCCUCCAGAUCGAGGCCUCGCCGGUGCAGCUGCUGUCCAGGAGCGAGCGGGCGGUGGCCCGCCAGCAGGCGGUCAACAACGAUGUGGCCCCGGCCGCGGCCCCGGCCAGCGACGAUGACGACGAAGAUGAUGACGAGGACGACGAUGAUGAUGAGCCGGAUCUAGGAGAUCUGAUCGAUGACGAUGACGAUGAUGAUGAGGAGGAGGACGAUGACGACGAGGAGGAGGACGACACGCCACAGGGACAGGCUGCCCCAGCGGCCACGGCCAGCGAUGAUGACGAGGAGGACGACGAUGACGAUGAUUAUCUGGACAGGCUGUUCGACGACAUCCUGGGAGAUGAUGAUGAUGAGGACGACGAUGACGAGGUCGCUCCCGCUGCCAGUGCCCAGCAGAGCUCCGUUGCCGCUUCGCCAGCCCAGGCCUUGGAGGAAGUGGCUCCCGCCGCCUCCUCGGUCAGCUCCGGCAUCUCCGAUGGCGUGGAUCUGCCCGCCGAGUCCGGCAACGCUGUUGAGGCCGCCGCCUCCGGCAACGCCGCCGAGGACAUUUCCGCAGCCGCAGCGGCAGCCCCCGCCACGGCAGCCUCCGGCAGCAGCAGCAACAACGAAGGUAUAGCCGGCGACGACGACGAGGAGGCCGACGAUGAUGAGGACGACGACGAUGAUGAUAUCAUUGGGGACGAUAUCAUCGAGGCCCGGCGCGAAGCACGUGAGUCCAAGCCCAAGUCAGCAACAGCCUCAAAAACAGCCAAAGUCAAGAAAUCUACAAGUCCCUCGAAGAAGACCAAAAAAGAGCUCAAGCAUUAA